This is a messenger RNA of Zingiber officinale, 2156 nucleotides long. Its product is annotated as abscisic acid 8'-hydroxylase 1-like. The transcript has 6 exons. Lineage: Eukaryota; Viridiplantae; Streptophyta; Magnoliopsida; Zingiberales; Zingiberaceae. Gene Ontology annotation, molecular function: iron ion binding; oxidoreductase activity, acting on paired donors, with incorporation or reduction of molecular oxygen, NAD(P)H as one donor, and incorporation of one atom of oxygen; heme binding. Gene Ontology annotation, biological process: abscisic acid metabolic process; sterol metabolic process. The coding region runs from base 322 to 1830 and encodes 502 amino acids. The record is from RefSeq and is a predicted model, not a curated record.
UCCCCCCUUUUAACGGUAUUCACUUCAGCCGAGUGCGGUGAUGCAGCCGAUGAGCUGGAAGUGAUUCCGGUGGGUGCCUCGGAGCUGUUUUCCCUCCCUUAUAAAUACCCUAUCCGCCCUUUCUCUCCCAGCCAGCACAUCCAUCAUCCAUCCAUCCAUCCAUCCAUCACUCGCAGCGUAACCCCAAACGCCAGGGCACGGGACCAACCCGAACUAAACCCCCUCCUACCAUCCCUCCUCCUCUCUGCGGCUCUGCCUCUGCCACACAACUCUACAUUACCACGUCCAUAACCCCAAAUCCACCAGCUUUCUUCCACCAUCAUGCCCUCUUCUUCUUCUUCUUCUUCUUCCGUUGUAAUUGCCACUGCGGUGGCCGCCAUCGCAAGCGGCAGUGUCCUGCUGGUCCUCAUGCCGGACGCCUUAGUCUUCCCCUUCCUCCUUUUCCUCCUCGGAUUUUUCUUCUCGUUGGCGUUGGCGUUCAGAGGUGUCCUCCGCGGGCGUUGCGAGGGCGGCGGGAGGCUCCCCCUGCCGCCGGGGUCGAUGGGGUGGCCGUACAUCGGGGAGACGUUCCAGCUCUACUCCAACAACCCGAACGCCUUUUUCUUGCUCAAGCAGAAGAGGUACGGGCCCAUCUUCAAGACGCACAUCCUCGGCUGCCCCUGCGUGAUGGUGUCCAGCCCGGAGGCCGCCCGGUUCGUGCUCGUCACGCAGGCGCACCUCUUCAAGCCCACCUUCCCCGCCAGCAAGGAGCGCAUGAUCGGUCCCCAGGCCAUCUUCUUCCAGCAGGGAGCCUACCACGCUCACCUCCGCCGCCUCGUCCUCCGCGCCUUCCUCCCCGAAGCUAUCCGCUCCUCCGUCGCCGGAAUCGAGGCCGUCGCCCUCCGCUCUCUCGGCGCCUGGGACGGCCGCCUCGUCAACACCUUCCAGGAGCUGAAGACGUACGCGUUCAAUGUGGCAAUCCUCUCCAUCUUCGGCAAGGAUGAGAUCUCCUCCUUGGAGGAUCUGAAGCAAUGCUACUACACGCUCGAGAAGGGCUACAAUUCGAUGCCCAUCAACCUCCCCGGUACCCUGUUCUUCAAGGCCAUGAAGGCCAGAAAGCAACUGGCGCUGAUCGUAGCCAAAAUCGUCUGCUCCAGGAGGAUGCAGAGGAAGACGUCCCCCAACGACCUGCUCGGUUCCUUCAUGGAAACCAAAGAAGAUCUCUCCGACGACCAGAUCGCCGACAACGUUAUCGGCGUCAUCUUCGCUGCCCGCGACACCACCGCCAGCGUCCUCACCUGGAUCAUCAAGUACCUCGGCGACAACCCCGGCAUCCUGCAAGCCGUCACCGAAGAGCAAGAGGAGAUCGCGAGGAGCAAAGGGAGCGAGCCCCUCGCUUGGGCCCACACCAAGAAGAUGCCGCUCACCUCGAGGGUCAUCCAAGAAACCAUGCGAGUGGCUUCCAUCCUAUCCUUCACCUUCCGGGAAGCCGUCGAGGACGUGGAGUACCAAGGGUACCUGAUUCCCAAGGGAUGGAAGGUGCUCCCGCUCUUCAGAAACAUCCACCACAGCCCGGAGAACUUCUCCGACCCAGAAAAAUUUGACCCCUCCAGAUUCGAGGUGGCUCCAAAGCCUAACACCUUCAUGCCCUUCGGCAACGGGACCCAUUCCUGCCCUGGAAACGAGCUCGCAAAGCUGGAGAUGCUCGUCCUCCUCCACCACCUCACCACAAAAUUCACGUGGUGUACGGUGCGAUCCCAAAGUGGGAUACAGUUUGGACCUUUCGUGCUCCCCAUCAAUGGCUUGCCCCUCAGAUUCGCCCUCAAGUCAGCACCAGCGCCAGCAGCUUGACUGCUACGUACGUACUCACGUACACUCCAUGCUCGUACCCAAAAAGGGGUAUGGCCGACGCUGCUGCUCUUCCUGGGAAUGGAAAGGCAGGGAGCUGCCACAGGACUGGUGGGAGAUUGCAACUCAGUCGUCUUCUUCUCGUAUAUACAGUAACUUUAAUCGAAGAGAAAGAAAUGAAAUGAACUGAACUGAACUGAUCGAUCAUGAGCAAACACAAUAAUAACGAUAAAAGGAACAGGAACACGAUUGGAGCUUGUGAUUUUGUCAGGUUUGGGUCCGCCAUAACCCAUGCUUAAUAUUGAUAAUUCAAAGUUAAAGGAGAUUAA